Messenger RNA from Oncorhynchus nerka (sockeye salmon), 7815 nucleotides. Its product is annotated as mucin-2-like. The transcript has 26 exons. The record is from RefSeq and is a predicted model, not a curated record. Lineage: Eukaryota; Metazoa; Chordata; Actinopteri; Salmoniformes; Salmonidae. The coding region runs from base 1 to 7815 and encodes 2604 amino acids.
AUGAUUGAGUUGGAGGUGUGCAUGGCCACGCAGUCGUGGGUGAACAGGGAGUACAGGAGGGGGCUGAGCACGAACCCUUGUGUGGCCCCUAUGUUGAGGAUCAGUGAAGCGGAGGUGUUGUUUCCUACCUUCACCACCUGGGGUCGGCCCGUCAGGAAGUCCAGGACCCAGUGGCACAGUGCGAGGUUGAGACCCAGGGCCUACACCUUAAUGAUGAACUUGGAGGCCCCCAGAAUCACCUCUGUUCAGCUCUCACCAGUCCAGCCCCCAGAAUCACCUCUGUUCAGCUCUCACCAGUCCAGCCCCCAGAAACACCUCUGUUCAGCUCUCACCAGUCUAUCCCCCAGAAUCACCUCUGUUCAGCUCUCACCAGUCCAGCCCCCAGAAUCACCUCUGUUCAGCUCUCACCAGUCCAGCCCCCAGAAACACCUCUGUUCAGCUCUCACCAGUCCAUCCCCCAGAAUCACCUCUGUUCAGCUCUCACCAGUCCAGCCCCAGAAACACCUCUGUUCAGCUCUCACCACUUCACCAGCAGUCCAGCCCCAGAAACACCUCCUUCAGCUCUCACCAGUCCAGCCCCCAGAAACACCUCUGUUCAGCUCCAGCCUCACACAGUUCAGCUCCCAGCCCCCCCAGAAACACCUCCCUUCAGCUCUCACCAGUCCAGCCCCCAGAAACACCUCCUUCAGCUCUCACCAGUCCAGCCCCAGAAACACCUCCUUCAGCUCUCACCAGUCCACCUCUGUUCAGCCCAGUCCAGCCCCCAAAACACCACCCCAGAAACACCUCCGUUCAGCUCUCACCAGUCCAGCCCCCAGCUCUCACCAGUCCAGCCCCAGAAACCUUUCAGCUCCUCACCAGUCCAGCCCCCAGAAACACUCUCACCAGUCCAGCCCCCAGAAAUACCUCCCUUCAGCCCCAGAAGCACCCCAGAAACACCUUGUUCAGCUCUCACCAGUCCAGCCCCAGAAACCCCCACCUCUCCGUUCAGCUCUCACCAGUCCAGCCCCAAGAAACACCUCUCUCUCACCAGUCCAGCCCCCAGAAACACCUCCGUUCAGCUCUCACCAGUCCAGCCCCAGAAACACCUCCCAGCUCUCAAAGCCCCCACACCUCCUUCAGCUCUCACCAGUCCAGCCCCCAGAAACACCUCCGUUCAGCUCUCACCAGUCCAGCCCCCAGAAACACCUCUGUUCAGCCCUCACCAGUCUCAGCCCCCCAGAAACACCUCCCUUCAGCUCUCACCAGUCCAGCCCCCAGAAACACCUCUCUGAUAGGAGUGGAACCUGCUGUGGUCGUCUGCUGCAACAGCCAAUCCGUGACAAGGACCGACGAGUUGUCCGUUCUGAGAUGCUGUUGUACGGCUCCGUUAUUUGCCGGCCCGCCUACACUGUCGUGCGUGAAAAGCCCAGGAGGAUGGGCGUCUCUGAGAUUCUGGAUCCGGUCCACCUGACACAGACGAUCACACUACGUUCCAAGCCCAGGAGGACGGACGUCUCUGAGAUUCUGGAUCCGUCCCACCUGACACAGACGAUCACACCACGUUCCAAGCCCAGGAGGACGGGCGUCUCUGAGAUUCUGGAUCCGGUCCACCUGACACAGACGAUCACACUACGUUCCAAGCCCAGGAGGACGGGCGUCUCUGAGAUUCUGGAUCCGGUCCACCUGACACAGACGAUCACACCACGUUCCAAGCCCAGGAGGACGGACGUCUCUGAGAUUCUGGAUCCGUUCCGCCUGACACAGACGAUCACACCACGUUCCAAGCCCAGGAGGACGGACGUCUCUGAGAUUCUGGAUCCGGUCUGCCUGACACAGACGAUCACACCACGUUCCAAGCCCAGGAGGACGGGCGUCUCUGAGAUUCUGGAUCCGGUCCGCCUGACACAGACGAUCACACCACGUUCCAAGCCCAGGAGGACGGGCGUCUCUGAGAUUCUGGAUCCGUUCCACCUGACACAGACGAUCACACCACGUUCCAAGUCCAGGAGGACGGGCGUCUCUGAGAUUCUGGAUCCGUUCCGCCUGACACAGACGAUCACACCACGUUCCAAGUCGCUUAGCCCUCACCAGUCAGCCCCCAGAAACACCUCCUUCAGCUCUCACCAGUCCAGCCCCCAGAAACCUCCCUUCAGCUCCUCAGCUCUCACCAGUCCAGCCCCCAGAAACACCUCCCUUCAGCUCUCACCAGUCCAGCCCCCAGAAAUACCUCCCCUUCAGCUCUCACCAGUCAGCCCCAGAAACACCUAUGUUCAGCUCUCACCACUCUCUGCCAGUCCAGCCCCAGAAACACCUCUGUUCAGCUCUCACCAGUCCAGCCCCCAGAAACCUCCCUUCAGCCCUCACCUCUGUUCAGCUCUCACCAGUCCAGCCCCAGAAACACCUCCGUUCAGCUCUCACCAGUCCAGCCCCCAGAAACACCUCCUUUCAGCUUUCACCAGUCCAGCCCCCAGAAACACCUCCGUUCAGCUCUCACCAGUCCAGCCCCCAGAAACACCUUUGUUCAGCUCUCACCAGUCCAGCCCCCAGAAACACCUCCUCCAGCCCCCAGAAACUCUGGUCAGCCCUCACCAGUCCAGCCCCAGAAACACCUCCAUUCAGCUCUCACCAGUCCAGCCCCCAGAACCACCUCCAUUCAGCUCUCACCAGUCUAGCCCCCCAAAACCACCUCCAUUCAGCUCUCACCAGUCCAGCCCCCAGAAACACUCUGCUCCAGCUCUCAGCCAGCCCCAGAACCACCUCCAUUCAGCUCUCACCAGUCCAGCCCCAGAACCACCUCUGUUCAGCUCUCACCACUCUCACCAGUCCAGCCCCCAGAAACACCUCCCUUCAGCUCUCACUCAGUCCAGCCCCCAGAAACACACUCCCUUCAGCUGUCUCCAGUCCAGCCCCCAGAAACCAGCUCUCACCAGUCCAACCCCAGAAACACUCUGUUCAGCUCUCACCAGUCCAGCCCCAGAAACACCUCCGUUCAGCUCUCACCACUCUCACCAGUCCAGCCCCCCAGAAACCUCACAGCUCUCACCAGUCCAGCCCCCAGAAACACCUCUGUUCAGCUCUCACCAGUCCAGAAACACCUCUGUUCAGCUCCCAGAAACAUCUCUGUUCAGCUCUCACCAGCCCCCCCAGAAACACCUCUCAGCUCACCAGUCCAGCCCCAGAAACACCCCUCACCAGUUCAGCUCUCACCAGUCCAGCCCAGAAACACCUCCCUUCAGCUCUCCACUCUCACCAGUCCAGCCCCCAGAAACACCUCUGUUCAGCUCUCACCCAGCCCAGCCUCUGAAACACCCAGCUCUCCACCAGUCCAGCCCCCAGAAAACACCUCUGUUCAGCUCUCACUACUCUCACCAGUCCAGCCCCCAGAAACACCUCCCUUCAGCUCUCCACCAGUCCAGCCCCCAGAAUCACCUCCCAGCUCUCACCAGUCCAGCCCCAGAAACACCUCCUUCAGCUCUCACCAGUCCAGCCCCCAGCUCUCCCAAGCCCCCAGAAACACCUCCCUUCAGCCCUCACCAGUCCAGCCCCAGAAACACCUCCCAGCUUCGCAGUCCAGCCUCUGAGCACCUCCCUUCAGCCUCACCAGUCCAGCCCCAGAAACCUCCUUCAGCCCUCACCAGUCCAGCCCCAGAAACACCUCCUUCAGCUCUCUUAGUCCAGCCCCCAGAAAUACCUCCCUUCAGCUCUCCCAGUCCAGCCCCAUCACCUCUGUUCAGCUCUCACCAGUCCAGCCCCCAGAACACCUCCCUUCAGCUCUUACCAGUCCAGCCCCCAGAAACACCUCCCUUCAGCCCUCACCAGUCCAGCCCCCAGAAACACCUCCCUUCAGCCCUCACCCCAGCCUUCACCAGUCCAGCCCCCAGAAACACCUCCCUUCACCAGUCCCCCCAGAAAUACCUCCCUUCAGCUCACCAGUCCAGCCCCCAGAAACACCUCUGUUCUUCACCAGUCCAGCCCCCAGAAACACCUCCUCAGCUCUUUCAGUCCAGCCCCCAGAAACACCUCUGUUCACCCCCUUCAGCUCUCAGCCAGUCCAGCCCCCAGAAACACUCUGUUCAGCCCUCACCAGUCCAGCCCCAGAAACACCUCCUUCAGCUCUCCAAGUCCAGCCCCCAGAAAUACCUCCAGCCUCCCCAGAAACACCUCCAUUCAGCUUCAGUCCAGCUCUGUUCAGCCCUCCACCAGUCCAGCCCCCAGAAACACCUCCCUUCCAGCUCUCACCAGUCCAGCCCCCAGAAUCACCUCCCUUCAGCUCUCACCAGUCCAGCCCCCAGAAACACUCCCUUCAGCUCCUCACCAGUCCAGCCCCCAGAAACACCUCCCUUCAGCUCUCACCAGUCCAGCCCCCGAAAUACCUCUGUUCAGCUCUCACCAGUCCAGCCCCCAGAAACACCUCUGUUCAGCUCUCCACCAGUCCAGCCUCCAGAAACACCUCCGUUCAGCUCUCACCAGUCCAGCCCCCAGAAACACCUCCGUUCAGCUCUUACUCCCAGCCAGCCCCAGAACACCUCCGUUCAGCUCUCACACCAGUCCAGCCCCAGAAACACUCCCUUCAGCUCACCAGUCCAGCCCCCAGUCACCUCUGUUCAGCUCUCACCAGUCCAGCCCCCAGAAACACCUCUGUUCAGCUCUCACCAUCCAGCCCCCAGAAACACCUCCCUUUCAGCUCUCACCAGUCCAGCCCCAGAAACACCUCCCCUUCAGCCCUCCAGCCCCCAGAAACACCUCCCCUUCAGCUCUCACCAGUCCAGCCCCCAGAAACACCUCCUUCAGCUCUCACCAGUCCAGCCCCAGAAACACCUACCUUCAGCUCUCACCAGUCCACCCCCAGAAACACCUCCCUUCAGCCCUCACAGUCCAUCCCCAAAACACCUCCCUUCAGCUCUCAAAAGUCCAGCCCCCAGAAACACCUCCUUCAGCUCUCACCAGUCCAGCCCCAGAAACACCUUUCAGCUCUCACCAGUCCAGCUCCCAGAAACAUCUACCUUCAGCUCUGUCCAGCCCCAGAAACACCUCUUUCAGCUCAGCCCCCAGAAACACCUCCCCUUCAGCUCUCACCAGCCCAGCCCCCCAGAAAUACCUCCCUUCAGCUCUCACCAGUCCAGCCCCCAGAAGCACCUCAGCUCACAGUCCAGCCCCCAGAAACACCUCUGUUCAGCUCUCACCAGUCCAGCCCCCAGAAACACCUCUGUUCAGCUCUCACCAGUCAGCCCCCAGAAACACCUCCGUUCAGCUCUCACCAGUCCAGCCCCCAGAAACACCUCUUCAGCUCUACAGUCAGCCCCAGAAACACCUCCCUUCAGCUCUCACCAGUCCAGCCCCCAGAAAUACCUCCCUUCAGCUCUCACCACUCUCAGCUCCAGCCUCGGGAGAAACAUCCUCCUUCAGCUCUCACCAGUCCAGCCCCCAGAAACACCUCCCUUCAGCCCUCACCAGUCCAGCCCCAGAAACACCUCCCUUCAGCCCUCACCAGUCCAGCCCCAGAAACACCUCCCUUCAGCUUCAGCUCCCACAAGUACCUCCUUCAGCUCUCAGUCCAGCCCCCAGAAACACACUCUGUUCAGCUCUCCUGAGUCCAGCCCCCAGAAACACACUCUGUUCAGCUCUCAGCCCCACUCUCACCAGUCCAGCCCCCAGAAACACCUCCUUCAGCUCUCACCAGUCAGCCCCCAGAAUCAGCUCUCACCAGUCCAGCCCCCAGAAACACCUCUGUUCAGCUCUCACCAGUCCAGCCCCAGAAACACCUCCCUUCAGCUCUCACCAGUCCAGCCCCCAGAAACACCUCCUUCAGCUCUCACCAGUCCAGCCCCCUUCAGAAACAAAACACCUCCCUUCAGCUCUCACCAGUCCAGCCCCCAGAAACACCUCUGUUCAGCUCUCACCACUCUCACCAGUCCAGCCCCCAGAAACACCUCCUUCAGCUCUCACCAGUCCAGCCCCAAAACACCUCCUUCAGCUUUCACUAGUCCAGCCCCAGAAACACCUCCCUUCAGCUCUCACCAGUCCAGCCCUCAGAAACACUUCCUUCAGCUCUCACCCAUCCAGCCCCUAGAAACACCUCCCUUCAGCUCUCACCAGUCCAGCCAGAAACACCUCCCUUCAGCUCUUACCAGUCCAGCCCCCAGAAACACCUGUUCAGCCCUCACUAGUCCAGCCCCCAGAAACACCUCCCUUCAGCUCUCACAGUCCAGCCCCAGAAACCUCCCUUCAGCCCUCACCAGUCAGCCCCAGAAACACCUCCCUUCCAGCUCUCCCAGUCCAGCCCCAGAAAUACCUCCCUUCAGCACUCACCAGUCCAGCCCCCUAGAAAUACCUAUGUUCAGCUCUCACCAGUCCAGCCCCCAGAAACACUCUGUUCAGUUCUCACCAGUCCAGCCCCCAGGAAACACCUCACUCUCACCAGCCAGCCCCCAGAAACACACUCCCUUCAGCUCUCCACCAGUCCAGCCCCCCAGUAACACCUCCAGCUUCAGCUCACUCACCAGUCCAGCCCCAGAAACACCUCCCUUCAGCUCUCACCAGUCCAGCCCCCAGAAACACAGCUCUCCUCCCAGUUCUGUUCAGCUCUCACCAGUUCAGCCCCCAGAAACACCUCCCUUCAGCUCUCACCAGUCCAGCCACCAGAAACACCUCCGUUCAGCUCUCACCAGUCCAGCCCCCACCCCCAGAAACAACUCCUUCAGCUCUCACCCAGGCCAGCCCCAGAAACACCUCCCUUCAGCUCUCCUGCACUCCAGCCCCCAGUCCAACACCUCUGUUCAGCACUCACCAGUCCAGCCCCCAGAAACACCUCCGUUCAGCUCUCACCAGUCCAGCCCGAGAAACACCUCUCCCUCACCAGUCCAGCCCCCAGAAACACCUCCCUUCAGCUCUCACCAGUCCAGCCCCCAGAAACACCUCCCAGCUUUCACCAGUCAGCUCUCCCCUUCAGCUCUCACCAGUCCAGCCCCCAGAAACACCUCCCUUCAGCUCUCACCAGUCCAGCCCCAGAAACACCUCUGUAGCUCUCACCAGUCAGCCACAGAAACACCUCCCUUCAGCUCUUACCAGUCCAGCCCCAGAAACACCUCUCUCUCACCAGUCCAGCCCCCAGAAACACCUCCGUUCAGCUCUCACCAGUCCCGCCCCAAAACACCUCCGUUCAGCUCUCACCAGCUCUCACCAGUCCAGCCCCCAGAAACACCUCCCUUCAGCUCUCACCAGUCCAGCCCCCAGAAACACCUUCAGCUCUCAUCAGUCCAGCUCCAGAAACACCUCCCUUCAGCUCUCACCAGUCCAGCCCCAGAAACACCUCACUUCAGCUCUCACCAGUCCAGCCCCCAGAAACACCUCCGUUCAGCCCUCUCUGACCAGUCCAGCCCCCAGAAACACCUCCUUCAGCUCUCACCAUCCAGCCCCCAGAAACACCUCCGUUCAGCUCUCACCAGUCCAGCCCCAGAAACACCUCUGUUCAGCUCUCUGUCAGCCCCCAGUCCAGCUCUCACCUGUCUAGCCCCAGAAACACCUCCCUUCAGCUCUCACCAGUCCAGCCCCCAGAAACACCUCUGUUCAGCUCUCACCACUCUCACCAGUCCAGCCCCAGAAACACCUCCGUUCAGCUCUCACCAGUCCAGCCCCCAGCUCUCCAAGGCCACACCUCCGUUCAGCUCACCAGUCCAGCCCCCAGAAACACCUCCCUUCAGCUCUCACCACUCUCACCAGUCCAGCCCCCAGAAACACCUUUGUUCAGCUCUCACCAGUCCAGCCCCCAGAAACACCUCCGUGAGUCACCGUCACUUCUCCUGGUCCUCCGCUGCAUCCUUCUCCUCUCCGUGA